This is a messenger RNA of Dothidotthia symphoricarpi CBS 119687, 285 nucleotides long. Its product is annotated as small nuclear ribonucleoprotein E. Lineage: Eukaryota; Fungi; Ascomycota; Dothideomycetes; Pleosporales; Dothidotthiaceae. The transcript has 5 exons. The record is from RefSeq and is a predicted model, not a curated record. Gene Ontology annotation, biological process: spliceosomal snRNP assembly; mRNA splicing, via spliceosome. Gene Ontology annotation, molecular function: RNA binding. Bases 1 to 285 code for a protein of 94 amino acids. Gene Ontology annotation, cellular component: U4 snRNP; U1 snRNP; U4/U6 x U5 tri-snRNP complex.
AUGACUGGACGUGGAGGCCGCGGUGGAGGAAAAGUCCUCCUCCCACCCAUCAACUUUAUCUUCAAGCUUCUCCAGUCCCGGGCGACGAUAUCAGUGUGGCUCUACGAAAACCUGGGCCUGCGCAUCGAGGGAAAGCUCAGGGGCUUCGAUGAGUUCAUGAACCUCGUCAUUGACGAUGCCGUCGAGGUGACGAUCCCAAAAAAGGACGCGCCAGAGGAAAGACGCAAGAUUGGCCAAGUCCUUCUCAAGGGCGACAACAUUUCUCUCAUCCAGCAGCUCCAAUAA